AAAGACCCCAUGUCUACAUACAGUUCCAUUCCAAGAGACUGGGGGUUAAGACUUCAGCGUAUGAAUUUGGAGGGGACACACAGCUCAGCCUGUAACACUGUCCCUUUGCUAGUUUGGGGUUUCGACCAAUUACUCUAUCUCUGCCUCAGUUUCCAAUGUUCUAAAAUAGGAGCAAUGGUAAUAAUUAGGUCAUGGAGUUUGAGGAUUCAGUCAUUGCACUAUAUAUAGAAAGCUCUCAGAAUUGUGUCUAGCGUAUAGGAAGUAAUAAGUCGAACUUGGUUUCACCUAUAAAUUAAUGAUCGUGAGGCUUCCUGUGGGAUGAAGAGUGGAGUGAGGCCGCUGGGUACUCCGUUGUGCCUAGCCAUGGGAAUAAAGUAAUGAUCACAGCGUUAUCACAAGGGUGUCUGCUGCUGUGCCAGACUAAUUGUUUUGUGCGUGUUCAUUCAUAUACCCAUCACAGCCACCCUAGGGAUGCCAUUGUCAGACGCCUGUUUGGCAGACGGGGAAGGUGAAGCACAGAGACGGAGGUUGCAUUUGAACUCUGGCUCUAGGGCUCACGCUCUUAACCACCAUGCUGUAUUGCCUCCGUUCAAAAAGAUGUGGCUCUGGGGUAUGUUCAGUCUGCAGGCCGACCCCGGGAACUGUUGGCUGAUUCUCUCUUUCUUGGCCCAGGUUUACAGCAGUGGCGGCACUCAUGGCCGGUCCCCUGUCGUGGGCCGCAGCCUUUGUGCAGAGACACAGGAAAGGCCUGUUGGUGGGUUCCUGUGCAGGCCUGAUUGGGGCCCAGAUCUCAUACCACCUCUUCCCAGAUCCUGUGAUCCCAUGGCUUUACCAGUACUGGCCUCAGGGCCAGCCAGCCCCUCUCCCCCCAGAGCUGCAGGGGCUCUUCCAAGAGGUGCUACAGGACAUCGGUGUCCCCUCAGGCCACAGCUAUGAGGCUUUCACCACGUUCACCUUCCAGCCCGUGAGUGCUGGCUUCCCACGACUCCCUGCGGGGGCCAUGGUAGGCAUCCCAGCCACCUUCCUGGGUGGCACACUGAGCAACACCGAUCACGCCGUGGUUGUACACGGGCAGAGAGUGAACUGGCAGAGCCCAGCAGGCGCCCGACUGAGAGAUGCCCUGACCCUGUCCCGUGACGCCCAGAAGUUUGCCUUGGCCAAGGAAGUGGUGUACCUAGAGAGCAGUGCAGCUGCCCUCCAGGCCAUGCUGGCCCCAGCUUGCCUCGUGGGAACCUGGGCCCUGGGCGUGGGUGCCAAGCACACACUGGGGCUCUACGGAGGCCCCAUGAAUUUACGGGCUGUCUUCAACCUGGUGGCAGCAGUAGCGGGCUUUGUGGCCUACGCCUUGUCCACGGACUCUCUCUCUCAUGCCCUGGAAGCCUGGCUGGACCGCCGCACCGCUGCCCUGUCUACAGCCUAUGCCCGCGGGGGAGUGGAGUUCUAUGAGAAGAUUUUGUCGGGCAACGUAGCCCUGCGCAGUCUCUUGGGCAGUCACGGAGAGAAGCUGUAUACGCCCAGCGGGAACAUCGUCCCCAGACACUCGUUCCGCAUCAAACAUUUGCCCUACACGACCCGCCGGGACUCUGUGCUGCAGGUGUGGCGGGCAGCACUCCUCCCGAGCCGCUCCUGAGGGACUCGUCGCAAGGACAGAUGCGGCUCACGCAGGUACUACCCUGCCGUUGACUCUGGGGGCUCUCGGUGCCUCUGGACCCACGGCCCAGUGUCCGAUGAAUCAUAGACUCUGGAGUGAAACAGCCUAGAUUCUCCCGCAGUCUAUGAUCCCAGUGACCUUGGACAGUUAGUUCCCUUUUGAAUCUGAGUCUUGGGUUCCCCAGCUGUAAAAUGGUGGUGUAAAUUACCUGGCAGGAUUUGGUGGGGGGGGUGAGCUGUGAACAAAAGGGCCUGGCCAAGAGGACACGCUGUAAAUAAAUGGGAUGUCCCUC
This is a messenger RNA of Ailuropoda melanoleuca (giant panda), 1943 nucleotides long. RefSeq names its product transmembrane protein 177 (gene TMEM177). The record is from RefSeq and is a predicted model, not a curated record. NCBI's taxonomy places the organism in Eukaryota, Metazoa, Chordata, Mammalia, Carnivora, Ursidae. Bases 695 to 1630 code for a protein of 311 amino acids. The transcript has a single exon. Gene Ontology annotation, cellular component: membrane.